Mercenaria mercenaria is the source of this 2057-nucleotide messenger RNA. RefSeq lists its product as uncharacterized. NCBI's taxonomy places the organism in Eukaryota, Metazoa, Mollusca, Bivalvia, Venerida, Veneridae. The annotation marks the transcript as partial. The record is from RefSeq and is a predicted model, not a curated record. The transcript has 8 exons.
AGGAUAACACAGAGGAUAAAUGGUCUAUUUCAGCCCGCGAAAUACUUCUACAUACGGUGUCUGCUGUACUUUGGAUUGGAAUUACAUUUGUUAUCGGUUUGGUUAUAUUUUGCAGCUGUGAAAACACUUGCGAUUGCUGUGUUGGGUUACCAUUAGGUAUCGUCUUUGGAAUUCUGUUUUUCACACACCUAGUUCUUUGGUUUAUAUUACUACGUGUCCUAUACAAUAGGAAGGGGAAAGGGGAUACCGAAGGUGAUACACAUUUUAAGACAAAACUCGAGAAGGUUCGAUUUAUAUUUUCCACCAUUCCUUUCGUUGGACUUUUCCCAGUUUGUGGUUGGUUGAUACGUAUCUACCACUGUGGAAACUGUACCAUACACGUAGAGCAGUUGACUACCGAGAAAAAGAAACAUCAGUUGCUUUCAGUAAGCAAACCAAAACUAACAAAUACCAAAACAGAGGAAACUGGAAAACAAAAUUCAAAGAGAGAUAAAAAAGAACGUAAAAAAGAAUGGGACAAGAUCCAUCAGUUCGUUAGUCAGGCAAUCGGUUCGAGUGAAAAAGACAAUCAGGUAUCGGCAUCUGAUGUCAAACCAAUAGAAACAGAUACAGAAGAACAUUCUAGAUCUUUGACGUCAGGUGAAAAUUCUACUAAACGCAAGGCAUUUAUGAAAGGAAAUAGUGAAGUCAAGAUAAAUAAACAAAAGAGCCAGAAGGAGAACAGUGAAUUCACGAAUUCGAGAACUAAGCAGCUAUCACAAAAUAACGAAAAUAUAAUAAACAGUUCACAAGAACUUAAUAUUGAGCGUAAACAGAACGUGUCGGAUAGUCAAAAUCAUAUAUCGUAUUUUGAGGAAACGCCACAAGGGAUGAUGGAUGUAACGGAAACGACGACUGAGUCUGAGAACAAGCCAGGCAGCAAAGAUGAUGUCAAAUUUGAGAAAAAGAAAUCAAGAAAUUCAGAAGAUGAAAGCAAGAAUCCCGAAAACACCAAUAUGGUCAGCGCAGAAGCACACACUGGGAAGAUGGCUGUAACGGAAACGAAAAUUGCGUCUGAAAACAAGCCAGGCAGAAAAGAUAAUGUCAAACGUGGGAAAAAGAAAUCAAGAAAAUCAGAAGAUGAAAAUAAGAAUUCAGAAAACACCAAUAUGGUCAGCGAAGAAGCACACACUGGGGACAUAGAUGUUACGACAACUGGGUCUGAAGACAAAAUAGGCAGCAGUGAUAAUGACAAUCCUUCUAAUUCCUCGAUGUCAGGUAACGCUUUACCUAGAAGAAUGAAUUCAGGAAAAGAAAACACUCAAAACAAGAAUGGAUCAGAGACAAUGAAAAGAGCUUUGUCAGCAAUUUUUCAUGACGAACAAGACAACACUACAACCAUCAAUUGAUUCUACUACAAAAAUGUAAAAAAGGAAUAACACUUCAUAACUUAUCGUCAGAGUUUGAAAUGCAAACGUGCAAGGAAAGAUAAAAUACAAACAGAAGAAUUUAGAAAUGAACAAAUUGUUUAUUCAUUUCAUCUCAUUUUGUGCUAUCAUGACUUUAACACGAAAACACUCAUUCCAUUCUAUUCCGAUCUUUAUGGCAUGCUCCCCAUAUCUUACAUGUUAGUUAAUAUAGCAUGCGACUAUCUUUUGUUUUCUGUGCACGAAACAAAGAAUGCACACAAACGAGGUAAAUUUAAUUUAGAUAAGUUAUAUCUUUUAACUAUGUUUUUAAACCUUAUUAAGCACGUAUAUUUUCUAUGUAACUAGCUUUAACAUUCCACUCUAUGGUUAUGUUCGAGUGAUAAGCUUUACUUUUGGUAGCUACAUAAGCUCCAAAUGAUAUUUAUUCUUGCUUCUUCAAAAUUUGUAUUACUAUACAUCGGACAUUUACAUUUGAUAGCAAAGAUUUUAUGUUUUGUACUUUGUUAUUUAUUUAUAUUUUCACACUAGACUGUUUAGUUUCAUUAUUUUAGUCUUUAUUUCUUUGUUAUUGUAAAAUUUGUCAGUAUGGCUUGGUGAAGUAGAGAAAAUGAAAUAUGAUGCAAUCCAAGCCAGGGAGUUUUAUGAAUC